UACAAAACCAGCGGACGUGCGGAUUACACUUUGUGGUACGGAGAAACCCGUGCGAUGUCAGAAAAGGCGAUUAACCUGGUUAUCGUUGAGGCCAAGAAGAAGGGUAUGGUGAGCGCUGGGGAGGCCCAACUCCUUGGCUAUAUGGAGCGCAAGACCCUGAGAAAGGUCAAUACAGUUGUCUACGGUAUGGCUAGUGAUAGAGAUGAGUUUCAUUUUCACUAA
Penicillium psychrosexuale is the source of this 222-nucleotide messenger RNA. RefSeq lists its product as uncharacterized. The transcript is spliced from 2 exons. The annotation marks the transcript as partial. The record is from RefSeq and is a predicted model, not a curated record. NCBI's taxonomy places the organism in Eukaryota, Fungi, Ascomycota, Eurotiomycetes, Eurotiales, Aspergillaceae.